AUACAUGAGUUGCAUCUUAUAGCAAGAAUGUAAUGGACAAGUAGUUAAGGGUAGUUUGGAUUAUUGGAUACAUAUGUGGUAUUUCGACAUUUUGUACUAAUGUUGCUAUUAUGACAUUUCGUGUGGUAUUCCAGUUUAAAUGUGGUAAUUCGUCCAAUUGUAUUGUUUGGAUAAAAACAUUUAAAUGUUGUGGUGUUUCAUUAUUUAGAGAUGGGAUGGAGUGAAAAAUAAGUUGAGAGAUGAGUUAUUUGAAAUAACUAGGAGUCGAUAAGUAUUUCAAAUAACUCACAAUGAAUUUAUUUCAAUUGUUUCGUAAACAAAAUAUCACAUUCCAUUUUAUUUCUGCCAAAUCAAAAUAACUUAGUGAAUUAUCUCAUCCAAAUGACCCGAUAAUUGGGUAGUUGUACCCAAAAAUAAACAUGUGGGGAAUUUAUGGUUGUAAUAGUUAGGUAGUUGGCUUGAAAAUUGAAAUACUAUAUAUUCGUAACAAAUACUAGUUUAGCCGGCUCCCGGGGAAUUAAUUGGAGAGUAGUUUCAAAGUCCGCGAGGGCGUGCUGGGUUCCCAACUUCCCAUACAUAUUGUGUACCAAAAGUCAGCUUCAAAGCUCCUUCGCGAAACUUCCGUCAAUUCCCGUUUCUCCACUCGAUCGCCGUCGUCGCGCAAGAUGGGUUGGUUGAGCCGGUUCCUGGCCGCGGUGGCUUUCCUAGCCGUCGGCGUCGUCUUCUCGCCGGAGACCUUCGGAUCCAAGUCGGCCCAGCAGCUCUCCACCUACCUCAAGCUCGCUCACCUCCUUGCCUUCUCCACCGCUUUCGGCGCCGCCCUCUGGGUCACCUUCAUCGGCGGCAUCAUCAUGUUCAAGAAUCUUCCGAGACAUCAAUUUGGUAACCUGCAGAGCAAGAUGUUCCCUGCUUACUUCUCGAUGGUUGGAAUUUGCUGCGCCAUAUCUGUGGCGGCUUUCGGGUACCUGAACCCCUGGCAAUCAGCAUCCACAACCGAGAGAUAUCAGCUUGGUUUUCUGCUCUCUUCCUUCGCCUUCAACCUCUGCAAUCUGUUCGUUUUCACCCCCAUGACCGUCCAGAUGAUGAAGCAAAGGCACAAGAUAGAGCGAGAAUUGAACAUUGGAGACGAAGUAGGGUGGUCAAAGAACUUGAAAGUUGCAAAGAGUGACCCAAAGCUCGCUUCCAUGAACAAGAAAUUCGGCAUGAUCCAUGGGUUUUCAUCGCUUGCUAAUAUCAUGUCCUUUGGUGGCCUUGCCAUCCAUUCUUGGUACUUGGCAGGUAAGUUGAAUCUGUAAGUCUGGAGAUUGGGGAUGAUCUUGUAUCCCAAUACCAGUGAUCUGUAAUACUAUUUGUAGUUUUGGAUGCAGACUUGUGAAAAUCUCUGCCGUUUCAAGUACUUUUUUCUCAAUUCUACCUUGUAUCAGACGAUCUUUAGACAAUCACAUUCCUCUGAAGCAAUAAUAAUUUUCACGCUUUAGAUACGCCUGUUCUUUUUUCCAGAUACUUGGAUGAGAUGAGACAAUGUGGGUAGGUUGAUUUUUUAUUAGAAUUGUUGGGCGUGUUGGUUUGUUUGUUGGAUUUGAAAAUUAAAGUUUGAGUUUUGAAAACCUUUGGAUUUAUGAUGUAUUUGAAAGAAUUCAUUGUUUGUUUAGUUGAUUUAAAGGCUUUUACAUCAUGGGUCAAAAUUUUGCCUUCCAUAACCAAAUACAAAACGAAAUGUUGCAAAUACGUGGGUUUUUGGAUUCGAAUCUAAAAAAUUAUCUAAAUCCAUGGAUCCCACGGAUUUUUAUACCUCAACAAACAAUGUAUUAGUGUUGUUUGGGAUUUGAUUGCCAAAUCAAUCACUCAAAUCACUCGAGCAAACCAUACUACAUAAAUAGACCUCAUAUUUUUAUCUAAACUAACUACGACAAAAUCUUUUGGAGAGGAUACCCAAAAAUAAAUCCGUGUAGGUGUGGCUUAAAGCAGAAAAUUAUUAAUGAAUGUUUGAAAAUAAUUGGAAAGUAUUGAGUUUAUGAAGACUAAAUAGAGAAAGUUUAGUAUUUGAUGAAAAAAAGGAGAAUUAAAACUAACCACGAAAAAACUAGCCAAUUGGAAAUGACGGGGGCAGUCAUUUACAAAUGACUCAAUUGUGUCCUUUGGGGAUGAGUCGUAGACAAAUGACUCUUUGCUAUACUGUUAAUCAACCAAUUUUCGGUAUUGUUGAAAUUAAUAAUAUUUUCCUAUUUGAGCCAAACAUGUAUAGAUUUAUCUUUGGGUGUCCUUUUCAAAAGAUCUUGUACUACAUUAGUGAUUUCUCUUGUAUUUUCGAUAUGAUAUUUGGAUUGUACCAUAACAAUUAAAUGUCACGUAUUAAUGAGUUUGGAUUUUGGUGGAGACUAAUAUACAUGAGUAUUUUUCUUUCCCUUAUAUUUUUUUUAUGUGGUACGUGGAAGCUAUUUACGCUCACAACGGUUAGGCGAUUGAGGCUCUAGGCAAGACCAACACGUUUGCCAUAUGCCUACUGUUUUCUUGGACCUUGGUUAUUACCAAGCUUAGGCCAAGUUUAUGAGUUGAAUAUUUUGUAAUUUGUGGAAAAUUGCCAAUAUCAAUAUUAUAAAAUAAAGGUUUAAUAUACUUGUAUAUCCAAAACUUUCACGGUUGUGCCAAUAAUAUCCAAAUUUUCUGAAAUACCACUUAUAUCCAUGUUUUAAAGUUGUUCUUAUUUUUGGUUAAAUACACUUGUAUAUCCAAAAACAUCUUUAAAGAAUGAGAAGGAAUUGGAUAUAAGUGGUAUUUCGGGAAAUUUGUAUAUUAUUGGCACAACCGUGAAAGUUUUGGAUAUACAAGUGUAUUUAACCUAAAAUAAAUGAUUCACCUUAUUUAUGGAUUAAGCAUUGUUUAGAUUGAAAAUUUCGUCAUUUUAAUUUUUUUUAACUAUUGAAUUUAUGUGAUCAUAUGAAAUAUUUGUUGUAAACCAACCGGAUUCACCCAACCACCCAUCAUCCGCAAUCACUCACCCACCCCACCCACAUGUAAUGCUUGGAUGGGUGUGGUGAUUUUCUCCUUCACCCACCAUAUAGUGGGCGGUUCCCAACCCACCACAAAUCCGCAUAAAACCACCCACAUGUAAUGCUUGGGUGGUUGGGUGCGGUAACUUCUUUUGCUUAUGGUGGCUUCGUCAUCGUCUGUCUCAAUCAAAGUGUUCGGACCAA
This is a messenger RNA of Linum trigynum, 3194 nucleotides long. Lineage: Eukaryota; Viridiplantae; Streptophyta; Magnoliopsida; Malpighiales; Linaceae. The record is from the annotation of a GenBank genome assembly.